Molecule: messenger RNA, 2446 nt
Organism: Python bivittatus (Burmese python)
Lineage: Eukaryota; Metazoa; Chordata; Lepidosauria; Squamata; Pythonidae
Product: pituitary homeobox 3-like
Biological process (GO): anatomical structure morphogenesis; regulation of transcription by RNA polymerase II
Cellular component (GO): nucleus
Molecular function (GO): RNA polymerase II cis-regulatory region sequence-specific DNA binding; DNA-binding transcription factor activity, RNA polymerase II-specific
Source: RefSeq, a predicted model, not a curated record
UCUUACCUUGCAAGGUUGGGUAAUGUGCUCAGGGCUGUAACUCCUUGGCCAGGGAGAAGGAGACACAAUGAGAGCAUGGGUUUUUUAAGGAAUGCAAUGGAUGCUUAAAGCCUCUGCAAGGCUCAAGCCUGCCCAUAAUCUCUCACAGCAGUCUCUAUCCUUCCUGAAUCCACAAUCAUGGCUGGAUUGCUGAAGGAUGGAAGCACCCAGAGAACCUGGUCUUCAGAGGAGACAGUGGAAUAGGAAGGAGAUCAUUGAGAUCACAGAGAAGGUAAAACAAGCAUCGAACAUCGACUAGCUCAUCUCUGCUGAAGUAGAGCAUCAGCUCCAAGCAUCAAAUUCCUUUUUUCGUGGAAAGAGCACAUUACAGUCAUCUACACAUGAGAUGUCGAGGGCACGAGCAACUAACCUCAGUGCAUCCUGUUCCAGGAGAAAAUGGUGAGACCUCCCAGUGCAAAUCUUCUGAUUCCAGUGGUGAAGAGGAGGCAAGUAUGGGCCAAAAGAAGCCCCGCAGGCAGAGGACCCAUUUCACCAGCCAGCAGCUGCAGGAACUGGAGGCCACUUUCCAACGAAAUCGCUACCCGGACAUGAGCACAAGGGAAGAGAUAGCAGGCUGGACCAAUCUGACAGAGCCGAGGAUAAGGGUUUGGUUCAAGAACCGAAGAGCCAAGUGGCGGAAAAAGGAACGUCAUCAGCAAACGGAGCUUUGCAAAGGAGCCUUUGGGUCACAGCUUAAUGGCUUUACUGGAAAUCCUUAUGAUGACCUUUAUCCAACCUAUGCCUAUAAUACCUGGACUUCCAAGGGGCUACAUAGCAACCCUAUCCAUGGCAAAGGCUUCCAACUCUUCAACUCCAUGAACCUCAAUUCUUUUGCACCCCAGAGCAUGUUCCCAGCAGCUGCAGGAGCCUCUAUAUCUGGAGUCCCAUCUCUGGAGAACUUCAACAGCCUGGCAAGUCCUCCUGGGCAUUCUGGUUCAAUGUAUGGGCCUGGUGCCCCUUCACCAUACAUGUACAGGGACCCCUGUAACUCAAGCCUAGCUGGGUUGAGACUCAGAGCAAAACAGCCACAGUCUGCUCUCAAUUAUGGCUCUCCACAAAAUACGGGUAUCAGCCCCAGCUCCAGCCAGUACAAUCUGGACAGGCCAGUGUGAUGCUUGGGUGUAAGGUGAAAGAUGAUCAGAAUUGUACCCCAUUAAGAAUCUUACUAGUGGCCUCUAUAAAAAUAAAAAUUUGCCUCUCGAAGUCCUGUGUGGGGAGAGAUUAGGGUUUGCAAAUAUUUUUGGUUUCCUCCUUUCUGAAGACCAUCAUGUCAACUUCAAGCUUUUUCUUAACUAAUAGCAUACCGCCCCCUGCCCUGUAGCCAGAGGUUCCUUGGAGGCCCCAGAUCUUGCUUUGGCAGAAGACCAACAGUAUUCUAAUUUCAUCUGAACCAUUCAGGGUCAGAUGCCCAAGGUGGUUUUUAAUUAAUUAAUUGCAGUGGUUCUGGAGAGGUGAAUUGGCAGGGCUGUUAUCAGAUAUUUGGAGCAUUUAGAGUGGAAAAGCUCAUCUGUUUUUGACCAUCAAAGUUUCCUCUCAAAAAGGAGGAGGAAAAAAAACCCAACUGUCUUCUCUACCAGGGCAGUCUUCUUCAACUUGGCCACCUCCAGGUAUGUUGGAUUACAAUUCCUCUCAUCCUCAGCCAGCAUGGCCAUUGCAGUUUAAAUUCAAUCCAGGGAGUAAGCACCACAAAGGGAAAAAGUUGGAGAAUAGGCCUAAGGAGUCAGAUAAUUGGGGCUACCUCUGUCAAGGUAGCCUUUCUUAAAUUUCUACACCCCCCUCCCCAUUAACCUCAGUUCCCCCUCCUGCAUGCCCAGAAAAUUCCAAGUCAGGGCCAUGAAAAUGAACUACAGAUUCACUGCUCUCCUCUAUUGCUGGCCAACUCACCUAGAUCGCUAGACAGACCCUGUACAAUGAGCAUUGUACAGCAAUCAGCUGUACAAUGAGCAAUUACUCCCUUCACCCUCUCCUUCUGCUGUUCAGCCUGAGUUUCAUCAUCCCUUUCUGGCUGUUUCUGCAUCCUACCCUACCAGUUUUGCAGCUCCAAAGUAGAUGGAGAGGGGAAAGUGUCCCUCCCCCUGUCUGCUCUAUGGCCUCCUCCAUUCCAGAAAACUCAUAAUCUUGUUCAUCCUGGGAUGUCCAAGUACGUUGUAACAGUGGCAGUUCACAUGGAUGGAGUUUCCCUAGGCAUUGCAGAUGAAAUGGCAUACAGGUUGUGGCGGCCUGUAUGCCUGUUGCAUUCUCCCACAGUCUCUGAUUCUGGGUAGCCCUUCCACUUAAUCAGAUAUUCCAAAUGUUUUCCCUUGCAUCCAGAGUCCAAAACAGACUCUACUUCAUACUCUUCCUCCCCAUCGACCCAGGAUAGAUGGAAGGGGAGCUAUUCUAGUCUGUAAGCUGCAGGGGGUGCCUC